ACAUUUGACGUCAUUAGGAAUACGUCAUUACUUCCUUCUUGUGCUUUGUACAUCUUCCGUGUAUAUUUGUUUAUUUUUUUGAAACAAACAAUUGUUAUUGUUGUUCGAAGAAGAAUAUACAAAUCAAUCGAUAGAAUAACAAGAAUAACACAAUGCCAGCAAAAGAGGACGCCAAUUUGUCAAUAACAACGGAUUUAAAUAAUUCGUCUUCAUUUCAUUCAUUCACCAGCCACCACAAGCGACAAGACAUCAUUACAAUCGCAAAUUUGAGGGGAAGAAAUAAGAAAGAAGUGUUGCUGGAUUUACGUCUAAUAUCGCUGUUCAUUGGAUUUGCCUGUACAAUUUUGAUCUAUAAAAUGGUUAUUGUUAUGCCCUAUUCGAACAUGGAGAAUGCUGUAAAUUUUAAAGGAUUCAUUGAAGACAGCUAUCGUAAUGCCAUCGUAUGGGCCAAUGAUCACGAAUUGUACCAUACACUUAAACCCAUUGUGUGUGGCUUACUUGUUGCCAUAUUUGGUUACAGUUUGGUAUAUUUAGAUAGUAAUGUACCGGGUGUUAACCCUCCAUCGCCAUUUUCACCCAGGAAAAAAGUGAUUUACUAUCAACAAAAGAGCAGUAUUCACUUGGGAUAUUUAACCGCCAUGGCUGCAGGCCUAAUCAUUGCAGUUCUCAUGUAUUUAGACUUAUAAAUAUUCACAAUGCAGAGCUGUUGUACAGUGGCAAUUUAAUAUCUACUUUAGGAUUUAUUUCAUACAGACAUAUUUCAUUAUUUGUUUUUUGAUAUUUGAUCUGGAUCAAAAGUAACUUAUAAUGCAAUUUUCCUUUUAAGUACAAAAUAAUAUAGGUUCUUCCUAGUAGUUAACAAGAAUUAAUCAUAAAAAGAAAACAAAAAAUGCUUUAAAAUUCCUUCUAAGCACUAACACAAUAAGUAUUAAUAUUCUAUAUAUACAAGGCUAUAUGAUAAGAAAAAUGAAUAAAUAUACAUAUUUUUAUAGAUAUA
This is a messenger RNA of Musca domestica (house fly), 997 nucleotides long. RefSeq lists its product as uncharacterized. The coding region runs from base 153 to 686 and encodes 177 amino acids. NCBI's taxonomy places the organism in Eukaryota, Metazoa, Arthropoda, Insecta, Diptera, Muscidae. The record is from RefSeq and is a predicted model, not a curated record. The transcript has 3 exons.